AUGCCUUAUACACGGCCUGCUGCUGCUGCUGCUGCUGCUGCUGCUGCUGCUGCUACUGAUCCUGCUGCUGCUGCUGCUGCUGCUGAAAUAGAAGCAGAAACAGCAGCAGCCAAACAAUUCCAAGCUCCUAUUGCUGCUGUCUUGCUGCUGCUCGUCGCCAUCACUGCAGCAGGAGUAUUCAGGCCUUCGCUCUUCUCUUUCCUCUUGCCCCCAGACCUCAGCAGCAGCAGCAGCAGCAGCAGCAGCAGCAGAGCAGGAGCAGCAGCAGCAGAAGCAGCAGCAAGGCAGCAGCACAACACAAGCGCAUGCAAGGCGCAUCAGCCAUGCCGCAGCAACUGCAGCAGCUGCAGCAGCUGCAGCAGCUGCAGCACCCUGCAAUGCAGCAGCAGCUGGGGGAUUAUAGGAGCUGUAGAACAACCAGCAGCAGCAGCAGCAGCAGCAACGACAGCACAAACAGCAGCAGCAACAGCAGCAGCUGCAGCAACAGCCCCCAAACCCUCACCUGCGACCUACCCACGCAGGCUUCGGAGCUGCAGUGACACCCCAAGCUGCAGCAGCAAACUGCAGCAGCAAACUGCAGCAGCAGCAGCAGCAGCAGCAGCAGCGACUUACAGCAACAGCAACAGCAGCGCAGCAACAGCAGCAAAUUUCUUCAGGUUAUGCACCGCAGCAGCAGCUGCAGCAGCAGCAACAGCAGCAGCAGCAGCGGCAGCAGCAACAGUUUGUUUAGCAUCGUUGAACCUACAGCAGCCACAGCUGGCUGCAGCAGCAAGAGCUGCAGCAGCAGCAGCAGCAGCAGCAGCAAAGCUGCUGAUUUGGCUGCUCUUGUGUGGAAGGUCUUCCUACAGGUUCAUGCAUGCGCGCAACAGCAGCAGCAACGGCUGCAGCACCAGCAGCAAGCCGUCAAGCACAGCAGCAACACCAGCAGCAGCAGCAGCAGCAGCAGCAACAGCUGCAGCAGCAGCUGCAGCAGCAGCAGCAGCGCAGCAGCAAGGAUGUUUGUAG
Molecule: messenger RNA, 1005 nt
Organism: Eimeria mitis
Lineage: Eukaryota; Apicomplexa; Conoidasida; Eucoccidiorida; Eimeriidae
Source: RefSeq, a predicted model, not a curated record